UCCGCCUCAAGAUGGACUUUGCCGUCGUGCCGCUCGUCAGUCUGAUAUACCUCAUCUCCUUUAUCGACCGCUCCAACAUUGGUAAGUGAACACGGCCCUGCAACGCCAAGCUCUCGGGCCUCGAGCGCGACCUCCACAUGCGCGGCUACGACUACAACACGGCCCUCUCCGUCUUCUACAUCACCUACAUCGUCUUCGAGAUCCCCUGCAACGCCGCCUGCAAGUACAUCGGCCCGGGAUGGUUUCUCCCCGCCGUGACGCUCGCCUUCGGCAUCACCUCCAUCGCCACCGCCUUCGUGCAGAGCUUCAGCGCCCUCUGCGGCGUCCGCGCCCUGCUCGGCGUCUUCGAGGCCGGCAUGAUGCCCGGCAUCGCCUACUACCUCUCCCGCUGGUACCGCCGCUCCGAGCUCACCUUUCGCAUAUCCCUCUUCAUCGUCUCCGCCGCCCUGGCCGGCGCGUUUGGCGGGCUGCUGGCGUCGGCGAUUGUGAAGCUGCCGUCGUUUGGGUCGCUGCAUACGUGGCGCAUGAUUUUUGCCAUUGAGGGCAUCGUCACCAUCGUCAUCGCCCUCGCCGCCUUCGCCCUCCUCACCGACCGCCCCGAGUCCGCCAUCUGGCUCACCCCCGCCGACAAGGCCCUCGCCGUCGCCCGCCUCAAGGCCGAGCGCAUCGGCACCACCGAGCUCGUCGACUCCUUCUCCAAGGCCAAGAUCCGGCGCGGCAUCCUCAACCCCGUCGUCCUCCCCACCUCGGCCAUCUUCCUCCUCAACUCCAUCACCGUCCACGGCGCCUCCUUCUUCCUCCCCUCCAUCGUCGGCACCCUCUACCCCGACCGCUCCGUCACCCAGCAGCAGCUGCUCACCGUCCCCCCUUACGUCGUCGGCGCCACCGGCUGCGUCGUCCUCAGCUACGCCAGCUGGCGCCUCGAGCGCCGCGGCAUCUUCAUGAUUUGCGUCGCGCCCCUCGCCGUCAUCGGCUACGCCCUGUUCCUCGCCCCCUCGACGAGCGCCUCGGUGCGCUACGGUGCCAUCUUCCUGCCCUUCUUCGGCAUGUUCGCCUACGGGCCCUUUACCAACGCACAUGUCGCCGCAAACGUCGUCUCCGACACGGCCCGCGCGUCGGCCAUUGCGACAAACGUCAUGUUCGGAAACAUUGGCGGCCUUGCCUCCACCUGGGCCUACAUUGCAAAGGACGCACCCCGCUACAACAUCGGCAACGGGCUCAACAUUGCCUCCCAGGCGCUCAUGUUCGUCAUCGCCGUGGUGCUCUACUUUUGGAUCAAGCAGGACAACAAGAAGCGCGCCGAGCGCGACGUCCAGGGCGCGCUCGAGGGCAAGUCUUUGCAGGAGAUUCAGGACAUGGACUGGCAGCAUCCGGGAUUUCGCUGGCACAACUGAAGCAAGAGAAGAGAGAGACGACAGGUAUUGGCGGUUGGCUUCUUUUUUUUUUUUUUGGUCCGUGUGCAAGCUACGAUGGAAUGCUGCGUAUGUAUGUGUUUGAGUGUGUGUGUCUGCCUUGGGCGCACUGGCUUUCUCAGCCUCACGGCGCGUGACUCACAGGGGCAUCAUCACCACUGAGCAUCACCGCUGGACGUUUAAAAUGCACGUUUGCCGUGCGCGCCGUCGUUUUCGCUCAUAGUUCAUCCAUAGUUGCCAAUACUCAUCACCAAGCGUGAUCCAGGCUUCAUACGGUCCAUUCGCAAAAUGACAACCUCUUCGGCGCGGCUCAAGAUCGCUGUCGUCGGCUGCGGCCACGGCAAGCUAGACACCAUAUAUGCCACAGCAGAGGCCCAGUGCCGCCAAAAGGGCUGGUCCAUCGCCGACCUUGACCUGCUGCUCAUCUGCGGCGACUUCCAGGCCGUACGCAAUGCCCAAGAUCUCAACUGCAUGUCGGUUCCACGCAAGUAUCGCGAGCUGGGCGACUUCCACAAGUACUACUCUGGCGCCGCCGUCGCGCCCGUCCUCACGCUCGUCAUCGGCGGCAACCACGAGGCAUCCAACUACCUGUUCGAGCUCUAUCACGGUGGGUGGCUCGCGCCCAAGAUAUACUAUCUCGGCGCCGCGGGAGUUGUCCGGUACGGGCCUCUGCGUGUGGCCGGUCUGUCGGGAAUAUACCAGCGAAAGGACUACCGCGGCCCUCACCACGAGCGCCUCCCGUAUGAGCGCGACGACAUCAAGAGCGUAUACCACGUCAGAGAAUACGACGUGGAAAAGCUCCUCCGACUAGAGAGCGGCGUCGACAUCGCCAUGAGCCACGACUGGCC
Molecule: messenger RNA, 2260 nt
Organism: Purpureocillium takamizusanense
Lineage: Eukaryota; Fungi; Ascomycota; Sordariomycetes; Hypocreales; Ophiocordycipitaceae
Exons: 6
Coding region: 138-1394 (418 amino acids)
Biological process (GO): transmembrane transport
Cellular component (GO): membrane
Molecular function (GO): transmembrane transporter activity
Source: RefSeq, a predicted model, not a curated record